AUGCUAAUAGAGGAGAUAGAGUUUUAUAACGUCAACGGAAAAAAAACAACAACAGUUGUUCCUGAAAAUACAAAAAUAAAAAAAAGAGUACUAAAUGAUAGGAGGACAUUAUAUGUCGGCAAUCUUCCUAAAAACUGCCGUAAACAGGACUUGAGAGAUUUGUUUGAGCCAAAUUAUGGUAAGAUAACAAUAAAUAUGCUAAAGAAAAAGCCACUCAAGAAACCGCUGAAAAGGUUUGCAUUUAUAGAAUUUCAAGAGGGUGUGAAUCUGAAAAAAGUGAAAGAGAAGAUGAACGGUAAAAUUUUUAUGAAUGAAAAAAUUGUUAUUGAAAACAUCUUAACAAAAGAGGAAAAAAGUUUUGAAAAAAACCAGAAAUCAAACAAGAAAACUGCUCCUGAUCUCAAGCCACUAUCCACAAAUACUCUCUAUGUGAAAAACAUUCCCAUGAAAUCGACAAAUGAAGACCUUGCCAAAAUCUUUGGUGUUGACCCUAAAAAUAUAAACUUUGUAAGAAGAGAAUUGGUGGAUUUGAGAACAAACAAAGUUUUCUUUUCCGACGAGUUUCACACCGGCGAAGCCUUCAUCAAGUUUGACAACCUGGGGACUGGAGAUAGUAUUCAAAAGAAAUGUCGAGAAUUUAAAGGUCGGAAGGCAAGUAAUGGUAGAGUAUUGUUGGUUAAGAUAGCCUCUGCCAAGAAAAAUGAACAGAAACAAGAAGGAGGAGAUAAUACAAAAAUAAAACAAAAUUAA
This is a messenger RNA of Saccharomyces cerevisiae S288C, 750 nucleotides long. It is a transcript of the gene RNP1, whose product is annotated as Rnp1p. Bases 1 to 750 code for a protein of 249 amino acids. Lineage: Eukaryota; Fungi; Ascomycota; Saccharomycetes; Saccharomycetales; Saccharomycetaceae. Gene Ontology annotation, molecular function: nucleic acid binding; RNA binding. The record is from RefSeq and is marked reviewed. The transcript has a single exon.